ACAAGUUAUAAUUUUUCUGAAAAAAUAUUUCAUACUGUAGAGGUCAUCUAAACAAUAUUAGGUAAGUGUUAUAGGUACAAUUGUAUUUUUCUCUGUAAAUUUAAAUGUUGUUUAGUCGAAUAUUGAUGGAUAUUACUAAUACCCUCAAAAUAAAACGAGGCACAAAUUAAGAUAUCUCAAUUUUUAAUUAUAAUAAUAUGCAUAGCAAAGUAAAUAUGUUUGGUUGAUGGUUGCCAUCUCAUUAUGAGUCAUUAAUGAACUUUAUUUUGUGGACUCAACAAAUUGCAUUAUAUAAAUAGAUACUAAUUAACCUAUAGUUAAUUAGUGAUAGGUACCUAAAGAUUUUUUUUGAUUUCAUAUUUUAAAAUCUGUUGGGUAUAAAUUUAAUAUGUAUUUAUAUCGGUAUAUCUAUAAACUUUGGUAACAGUACCCAAGUAGAUAUCUACCUAAUCGGUAGAUAAAAUAAUUUCACUUUAUUUUUACAUUUGGUAUAAAUCUACUUUAGCACCCCCUAGAAAUUAUGGAUUUUUUUUUCAGAAACUUAUGUAUUUUAAGAAUUAAAUUUUUAUUACGAUUUUAAAACGUUGAUUCGCUUUGGUUUCAAUAAAAAAAAUUGAAAACUUUUUUAUAAGCGUAGUAAACUAUGCAUUAUACACAUGCAUAAAACACCAAAAAUUGUGAAUUUCAAAAGGCAAUAAAUUCAAAAUUAAUGAUUUCAGCGAAAAACGUAAUAAAACUAAUUAUGAAAAUGUUGAAAUACUUAGGUUUCCGAAACAAAAAAAAACAAAAUUUCGUGGGGGGUGCUAAAGUAGAUUUUUUUCCAAAAUUUAAGUAGUUAAUUGUUUUUAUUAUACCUAUUUACAUUCAACAAAAAAUUUAAAAAAAUAAUAAUUGAUAAUUAAAAUAUAGGUAGGUUGAUACUUUACUUAAUUAUAUAUUUAUUUUAAAUUUUUUCUUUUAUUCUUUUAGUAUGAUCAAUUAGUAGGUACCUAUUAGUGGCACCGGACUUUAAAAAUAAUGGUCUGGCGAAUUUAAAAUUCAAUGACCACAAUCAAUAUCUCUGGCUUUUAGUAAUAAAUAAAUAUUAAAUCUAUUAUCUUAAAUCUAUUUGGAACAGUUUUAAUUUGUUAUUAUAUUAUGAUAAUAAUGAUGCCUUUAGUCUUUGGUAUUAUUCUAUUAUAAGUACCACUAUAACAUGUAUAGAUAUAAUUUAUAAUUAUAUAUGUAUUAUACACAUUUUUUUUUCUUUUUUUAAUAAUUUUUUUUUUUUUAAAUUAAUUAAUUUUUUAAGGAAGACCUGGAAACUGGUCAUUAGCCCUUAAAGUUAUAUUUUUAGUUUUACAUAUUUAAAAUGUACUAUUUUUCCAUAAAUCAUAAAUUUAUAUUUUUGAUUCAUUGAUUAUCGUUUUAAAAUGUAUUGUUGCAUUAUAAUGCUGUUGAAAAUUAUAGUAUAAUGAUAAAAAUAUAUAUAUAUUAUAAUUGGUUGCAUUUACACAUAUAUAUACUGUAUCUUUGAAAUUUGAUGCACACUUUAUAUAUUUUCAAUGCAGUUUAGGGUGCCUAAUCGUUGCACAGCAUUUUGAAAACUUCAUGCUGCACAUAUUUAGUGUGUGUUUGCGUGUGUGCUUGGCCUAAUACAACGGCCACAUAAACAUAGGGCCAUAUACAAUAAAAGUGAUCUGGUCAUGAAUCAUAGAACUUGGCGCCACUGAUACUUGUAUAAGUAUUUUGUUUACUGGGUAUUAAACAAUGUUAAAGAAUUAAAAAUUGAAGAAUAUUAUUGAUGUAUAAAUAACUUUAAAUAUUUUGUUCAAUAUUUAUAUUUAUAUUUAAUUCAGCAGGUGAAAUAAUUAAUAUUCAAAAUGGAGGAAAAUCCUGAAUCAAAGAAUCAAACUCAAAGUAAGGGAGUGAAAAGUUUGUUUGAAGAGGUUUCAGAGAGUAGGGAACCAAGAAUAUGCCAAUCAUCUCCUGAUACAAGUGGUACUGAUGUAGUCAAACCUCUAGAUCAGACAUUAAAAUCAUCUCAUUUAAAUACCAGUAAAACCCAUGUAACUAUCGAAGAAAGAGUAUUACCAUUAUCUAAUUUAGAAUUGCCUAGUAUUAAACUGGAUGAUGAUUUCUUGAAAAUAUUGAAUCGUAAAGAUUCUGAAAAUAAUCAAAUGACAUCUAAUGAAUUAGAUCAUGUCCAAUGGACUCUAGAGAAAAUGUUAACUGAUGUAAUUGUAAGUAAAAACACAAUUAGAGACACACUUAAUUCAUUAACUCUAAUGAAGUCACCUUUAUCACCAAGUGAAAAUUUGGAAGUUAUCAAACGUCCAAUUAAAAAAAAAGAUUCUGCCAAAACUCCACUGAUAAAUAAAUGUUAUAAACCAUUGAACGUGUCAGAUUAUUCAGAUAAUGAAAAACAAUCUGCAAUGGAAGAAGAAUCAGAAAAUAAAUUCUGGUCCUCAGUAGACAUGUAUAUUAGUCCUAUUACUAAAAGUGAUAUUGAUUGGUUAGAGAACAGUAUAAAGUCCUAUGAUCAACAUGACUAUUUAAGUGAAAUACCACCUUUGGGUGAACAUUACUCAAAUAUUUGGGCUGAAAAAGAAUUAAAACCGGAACAUGACCAAGUGGCUUGUUCAAAUGCACAGUUAGUCGAUCAACCAUCUUGUUCAACUAUGCAGACAGCUGACCAACCAUCUUGUUCAACUACACAGACAGCUGAUCAACCAUCUUGUUCAACUACACAGACAGCUGAUCAACCAUCCUGUUCAUUUACACAGACAGCUGAUCAACCAUCUUGUUCAUUUACACAGACAGCUGAUCAACCAUCUUGUUCAUUUACACAGACAACUGAGAAAUAUCCAUUAUCUCAGCGAGUCAUGCCUGAUGUAGUAGAUCUAUUACAAAAAAUUAAUCGCUCUGUACAAAAAGGUAGUGCAUUUACACCAGUUUAUCAAAGGGUUACUGGUGCCCUUUUAGAACAUUUAAACAUUUCUACUGAUGAUUCUGAAAACAAUUGUUCAGAUGAUAAUGGAAGCCUAUCGCAAGAAAUAAAUGAUGAUGCUAGAACAUUUUAUUCAGAACAGAAUAUUGAAAAACAAUUAUAUAAUUUGGGUCUGUUGAAUGUCAAUAUUGAAAAUUUACCUACCUCACAUACUGAAUCUGAUGAAAUUUUAAAAGAAAUAGAAAAUUGUGAUCUUGUAUUGGCUAAAUUAAGAAAACAAAACAAAAAAGACUUGACGACUAUAUUAAAAAAAUGUCGUAUUGAUUACAAUCAACAAAACAUAAGAACCCAACUCAAAGAAGUGGAGAAUAAUAUUUUAAAUUACAGAAGACGUCCAAAUGGUCAUUUAACUAUUGAAGAGAGAAAUGCUCAAAUUUAUGAAGAAAAUAGUAACAUGCAUUCAUUAUUAAAUCAGCGUAGCAAUUACCUUAUGGAAUUGAAAUCAAGCAAGUCUAUUUUAAGUGAUUCAGAACCUGAAGAAAUAAAUAUCUAAUCUAUUUAUAUAAUAUAUAUUGUGAUUAUCAGGUCAAAUAAAG
This is a messenger RNA of Cinara cedri, 3525 nucleotides long. NCBI's taxonomy places the organism in Eukaryota, Metazoa, Arthropoda, Insecta, Hemiptera, Aphididae. The record is from the annotation of a GenBank genome assembly.